This is a messenger RNA of Micromonas commoda, 1560 nucleotides long. RefSeq lists its product with no specific name. Gene Ontology annotation, biological process: DNA recombination; DNA integration. The record is from RefSeq and is a predicted model, not a curated record. The transcript has a single exon. Bases 1 to 1560 code for a protein of 519 amino acids. Gene Ontology annotation, molecular function: DNA binding. NCBI's taxonomy places the organism in Eukaryota, Viridiplantae, Chlorophyta, Mamiellophyceae, Mamiellales, Mamiellaceae.
AUGGAGGUGGAGGAGAUGGCGGAGGAGGCACGGGUGGAGGCGGAGCAGGCCGCGAUCGCCGAGCGCCUCGGUGCCAACCCCGCGGCGACGAGCGCGCUCGGCGGCGACGGCGGUGCCGACGGGUGGAUCGGCGGCGCGCUCCCCGGGCCGGACACGCGCCUGCCCAGGCCAACCACCGGCAGGCUGGCAGCCACGGGUCGGACAGCGCUCGCGGACGUUCGCGUGACCAGGCGAAAGAGACUCCCGCCUUACGCCCUCCGGGACGACGAGAUUCCCGGUGCCCUCGCGGAUGAGCUCGGUCGUAUGCACAGGGGGGUGACGAGCAGGAGGGUCGGCGGGGCCAAGGCUCCGGUUCGGGUGACCACGGCCAACAACUACCUGGAGGUGGCCAAGGGUCUCCUCGGCUGGUACUGCCGGUGCAAGCUCGGCGGGUGGGACGGAGCGACGCCGCCUCAGGAUCCGACACUCCUCAAGACCCACCCGGCGAACGCACCGGAAGAUCUGUCCCUGCGCGACGUGUUUCCGAGCUCUGACGCCGAGGGUGCCGCGCUCGCCAUCGAGUACCUCCAGUGGCUGGACGAGAAGCGGGGCGUGCUGCCGUCCACCGAGGCGUUUCAGCUGCGUUGCCUCAUCGCCCUCGCCAAGUGGCUGCACGGGUCGCAGACAAACGAGCACGGCGCGGCGAUGGAGCAGCCUGUGGUGAUGGAGCUCGUUCGGGUGCAGCGAGGUAACGUCACGCUGGCGACCAAAGGGGAGCACGCCGCGGAUGAGGCUGCCAAGUGGUUGGACUGGCCGGAUUACCUCCGACUCGUCGAGCGGCUCAAAUGGGAGUGCGCGCCCCUGACGCACGUCGGGGACCAGCGCCCGGAUAAAGACGUCGCGAUGGCGGUGCAGCGGUACCUCCUCUUCGCCAUCCUCGCGUGCGUUCCCGACCGUCAAAGGACGCUGCGUGAGCUCGAGCUGGGUCGGACGCUCGUGUGCGAAGAGUUUGACGACGCCGUCGAUGGAGAGAACGGCGAGGUGAAGCUCACGCGACGCAGGGUGUGGACGGUGAAGCACUCGCCGGACGAUUACAAGACGGGGGGGGCGUACGGGGCGAGGCCGAGCCUGGUGCUGGACGAGAGGCUGUACCCGGCACUCGAGGCUUGGCUGUUCGGACCGCCCGACCCCGAGGAGGACGCCCGAGGGUUCACGGACCGCGGGUACUCCGGCUGGGGCUGGCGCGCAUGCUUGGCGCCCAACCACGAUUACGUCUUCUCGCGGCCCAACGGUGAGCCGUGGAACGUGUCCGAGCUGUCCCGCACGUUCAGCCGGGCGGCUAUGCGUUUAACGGGAAAAAAGACAAACCCGCACCUCGUCCGCGACAUGGUCAUCACACACGUGCGCGGCGAAGGAAUAGCGACGGACGCGGAGCUCGAGGCGUUGAGCCUGUACAUGGGGCAUUCGAUCGCGAUGCAGAAGGGAACGUACGACAGGCGGACGCAGGAGCAGAAGGUUGCGCCCGCGAUUGGACUCAUGUCAGCCAUAAACGCGAGGGCGGCGGAGAAGAAAGCGAGAUAG